Molecule: messenger RNA, 1420 nt
Organism: Callithrix jacchus (white-tufted-ear marmoset)
Lineage: Eukaryota; Metazoa; Chordata; Mammalia; Primates; Cebidae
Gene: CATIP
Product: ciliogenesis associated TTC17 interacting protein
Biological process (GO): cilium organization; actin filament polymerization
Source: RefSeq, a predicted model, not a curated record
CCAGCUCUGGUUGCCAUGGACGCAGCUGCACACAGACCGGGUAGAGGCCCACAGUAUGUCCUCCAAAGUUCACUCCACAGGUGGGAAGAGGACUGCUGGUGCUGGAGGCGGGACCCGCUUCUCCCUUCCAAUCCACCUCGGGGCUCCAGAACCAAGGACCACCAACCCUCGGGCGUGGAGGGUCUGCCAUUCCCAGAGGCCAAUGCUGAAGCCAUCAACUUCCUCAGCUCCCUCGAGUACGAGGAGCUACAGUUGCUGUUCUUCUCCGAGACGCUGGCCAUGGUGUCGGACACCGGGGAGCCUCAGGGAGAGCUGACCAUUGAAGUGCAGAGGGGGAAAUACCAGGAAAAACUUGGUCUGCUGACAUCCUGCAUCUUCGUGCACGCCUUUACCCAAGGCUUCUUGGACAAAAUGCUUUGUGGAAAUUCCCUCCUGGGCCAUCUCUCAGAGAAGCUGGAGCUCAUGGAACAGCACAGCCACGAGUUCAUCAAGUUCCUCAUCCUCCCCAUGGAAAGGAAGACGAGUUUGCUGAAGGAGGAUGAUCAGUUGGCUGUGACCAGAAGCAUCAAGGAGGGUGAGGAAGUGAAGACUGCAGUGACUUCUUUCCCCUGGAGCUCAAUCAAGGGCUUCGUGUCAGAGGCUGCCAACCUGGUGCUGCUCAGGGUGAUGGCCUGCCGGCAGAUGGUGCCCAGCAACGCCCGCUUCCUGGCCUUGGACAGUGAGGGCAAACUCUGCUAUUCCACCUAUCAAGACCUGGGCUUCCAGACCAUCCACAUGGACCAAAAGCAGGCCGAAGUGUUCAUCGUGGAGCAAACUGUCCACUCGGAGGAGGGCAUUCCCAUGUCCUGCCAGUACUACCUGCUCUCUGAUGGGCACCUGGCCAAGAGAAUACAGGUGGGCUCCCCAGGGUGCUGCAUCAUCACCAAGAUGCCCAUCUUGAGGGAAGUGGAUGAGAUUGAGCCACGCCCCGUGUUUGAGAAGAAGCCUCUAGUGUGGGAGGAGGAUAUGGAGCUCUAUAGGAAGUUCCUGGAACGGAAGGAGGAGCUCCGGCUCGGCCAUGCCAGCUAUCUGCGGCAGCACCCCGAGGCCCGCGCGCUCAUCUCCGACUUCCUGCUCUUCCUGCUGCUGCGCCAGCCAGUGGACGUGGUCACCUUUGCCGCCGAGUUCUUCGGCCCCUUCGACCCGCGCCGCCCGUCGUCCCCGGGCUUGGGCUCCUCCAACCGGCCCAGCCCUUUCCGCUCCCUGGAGCCCGAGGGAGACGCCGGCUCCGGGGCGGGCUAGGCGGGACCCGGGACGGGCCCGGGCAGGAAGCCAGGCGUCGGGCUGGGACGCGGGCGGGACGCUGGCGGGGGGCGCUUUCCGGGCUGCGGUUUUGGGGUAAUAAACGGGGCCCUCCGCGGUUCCGCAGCGCCUGCCUACA